Molecule: messenger RNA, 1124 nt
Organism: Centruroides sculpturatus (bark scorpion)
Lineage: Eukaryota; Metazoa; Arthropoda; Arachnida; Scorpiones; Buthidae
Exons: 1
Source: RefSeq, a predicted model, not a curated record
AUGAAUGAUCUUGUGUUGACAAGAGCAGACAAAACUAAACAUUUGGUUAUCAUGAGAAGGCAUACUUAUAACAAGGAGUUGCAUAAUUACAUCAAAAAGACGGAAUGUGAAAUUGUUGGCGACAAUGUAGUUGGAUCUUUGGACAGAAGGGUCAGGAAGCUGGAACGCUCGGGACUUUCCGCUGUUUUAUCUUUUCUCAAGAAAUGCCGGAACCCGAGGCCCGGAACUCCAAGAUUGUUUGCUUUCGCUAAGACCCACAAGACCGGAAUGGAGUUAAGGCCAGUUGUAGAGAAAUGCAGAGGACCCACCUUUAUAUUAGAAAAAAGGCUGCACGGGUAUUUAUCCUCGCACCUUGAUGAUGAUAAUCUAGUGGCACAGGAUCCUCUUAUUGUUGUCAAGGAGAUACAAGAUAUAUCUUUAAUGGAGGAUGAGGUAGCGACCGUCUUAGAUUAUGAAAGCAUGUAUCCUUCAGUAAUGAUUGAGUCUUGUGUGGAUGCGUUAUUGGAUUUCUUGUACAUAAAGAACUCCCAGUUGCUUCUUUACACGCAAGAGCUAGAAGAACUGGCUAACCUGGUGUGCUGUGAGUCGUGCUUCAUCUUUUGUGGUCAGAUCUACAGACAAAAAAGAGGGGUUCCGAUGGGGAGUCCCCUCUCAGGAAUCCUUUGCGAAUUAGUUGUCAGAAGACUAGAAAGAAGGGUUCUUCAUGGGUUCAAAGAUGAUAUCGUAUAUUUCAGCAGGUAUGUGGAUGACAUUCUGAUCUUAUGGAAGAAUAAUAGGAGGGUGCAUGAAUUUAUGAGUAGAAUUAAUGAUAACAAUGAUGGGCUUAGAUUGAGAUUAGAACAAAAGAGUUCCAUGAAUGUGCACUUCUUGGACAUUAAUAUCCGGUUUAUGAAAGGGCAUUUGUCCACAAGUGUUUAUAUUAAACCUACACACACACCAUUAUAUAUACCAUCCCAGUCUAUGGAUCCGUAUCAGUAUAAGAUGGCAGCCUUUCGAGCGUUAAUAAGGAGAGCUUGUUUAUAUUGUGACCAAAUCGCUGACAGAGAGAAGGAGAUUGAUAGAGUAUUGCAGGUGGCCCGGACCCUGGGUUACAGAAAAAGUGUAAUUGUUGGAAUGCUUAAGAA